Morone saxatilis (striped sea-bass) is the source of this 6475-nucleotide messenger RNA. It is a transcript of the gene grin2ab, whose product is annotated as glutamate receptor, ionotropic, N-methyl D-aspartate 2A, b. NCBI's taxonomy places the organism in Eukaryota, Metazoa, Chordata, Actinopteri, Moronidae. Gene Ontology annotation, biological process: synaptic transmission, glutamatergic; monoatomic ion transport; long-term synaptic potentiation. The record is from RefSeq and is a predicted model, not a curated record. Bases 4 to 4533 code for a protein of 1509 amino acids. The transcript is spliced from 18 exons. Gene Ontology annotation, molecular function: NMDA glutamate receptor activity; transmitter-gated monoatomic ion channel activity involved in regulation of postsynaptic membrane potential. Gene Ontology annotation, cellular component: postsynaptic membrane; postsynaptic density membrane; NMDA selective glutamate receptor complex.
GGUAUGAUGGGUGUAGUGGGCUGGAUGUUGCUGCUACUCUCCCAGAUGAUGGUGCCUGUGGCGUCUCAGAAGCCUCCAGGGCUCAGUGUGGGUGUGAUCAUGGGCCAGACACGCCAUAUUUCUGAUCAGGAUCUCCGUCCACCUCGGCGCCCUGACGAUGCCCUCGACAUCUCUGUGGUAAUACUGAGGAUCAACCAGACUGACCCAAAGUCUGUUAUUACACAGGUGUGCGAGCUUCUGUCACGCACACGUCUCCACGGCAUUGUGUUUGCCGAUGGCACCGAUCAGGAGGCCAUUGCCCAGAUCCUUGACUUCCUCUCUGUUCAGACGCAACUUCCAGUCCUGGGAGUCCACGGAGGCUCCUCUAUGAUUAUGGCUGACAAGGAUGAGAAGUCCACGUUCUUCCAGUUCGGCGCGGCUCUGCAGCAGGAGGCUCUGCUCAUGCUUUCCAUCAUGGAGGAGUAUGACUGGCAUGUUUUUUCUAUCGUCACUUCCAAGUUCCCCGGGUACCAGGACUUCAUCAGCACACUGAAGAUAACUGUGGAUCACAGCUUUGUGCGCUGGGACCUGCAGAGUGUGGUGACUCUAGAUGCUGUAGAUGGCGACCCAAACUCUAAAUCACACAUUGCCCUCAAGAGGAUCCAGAGUCCUGUUAUACUGCUGUACUGCUCCAAGGAUGAGGCUUUGUAUAUACUCGAGGAAGCUCGGUCCUUGGGCCUGAUAGGAGCCGGUUACAUUUGGAUUGUGUCCAGUCUCACCACUGGGAACCCAGACUUUACCCCAGAGAUGUUUCCCCUGGGUAUGAUCUCCGUGUCCUAUGAUGACUGGGAGUACCCGCUGGAUUCGCGGGUACGGGAUGGGGUGGGCAUCAUUUCCUUUGCAGCCACCUCCAUGCUGCGAGAGAAGGGGGAGCUGCCAGAAGCCCAGAGCAGCUGCUACAGCACACCGUCAGACAGGAGCCCAGGGAAGCUCCCACCUAGUGCCCUGCGCAGACACAUGAUGCAUGUAUGGAACGAUGGCCGAGACUUAUCCUUUACUCCAGAUGGUUACCAGGCCAACCCCAAAUUGGUUGUCAUCGUCCUGAAUAGUGAAAGGAAGUGGGAGAAGAUGGGCCGUUGGGAGAACGGGACGUUGUCGUUGAUGUUCCCAGUGUGGCCGAGGUAUAACUCCUACGGGGAUGAGGAUGCAGAUGAAAACCACCUCUCCAUCGUCACCCUGGAGGAGAAACCUUUCGUCAUUGUCGACAAUGUGGACAUCCUCACCGGCACCUGCAUGAGAAACUCUGUGCCCUGCCGCAAGCAUGUCAAAGAUAACAGCACAUCAGGAGGUUCCUACAUUAAGCAGUGCUGCAAGGGUUUCUGCAUCGACAUUCUGAAGAAGAUAGCAAGGAACGUUAAGUUCACUUAUGACCUUUACCUGGUCACAAAUGGGAAACAUGGCAAGAAGAUCAACAAUGUGUGGAACGGCAUGGUUGGAGAGGUGGUGUAUAAGAAGGCAGUGAUGGCUGUCGGUUCAUUGACCAUCAAUGAGGAGAGGUCAGAGGUCAUAGACUUCUCCGUGCCCUUUGUGGAGACUGGCAUCAGUGUCAUGGUGUCACGUAGCAAUGGGACCGUCUCUCCUUCUGCCUUCCUCGAGCCCUUCAGUGCAUCAGUGUGGGUGAUGAUGUUUGUGAUGCUGCUCAUCGUCACAGCCAUCGCCGUCUUCCUCUUUGAGUUUGUCAGUCCGCUGGGCUUCAACCGCAACUUGGCCCAAGGCAAAGACCCACAUGGUCCGUCAUUCACCAUUGGUAAGGCCAUAUGGCUGCUGUGGGGUCUGGUGUUCAACAACUCUGUGCCUGUGCAGAACCCAAAGGGCACCACCAGUAAGUUCAUCGUAUCAGUGUGGGCCUUCUUUGCUGUCAUCUUCCUGGCCUCCUACACUGCCAACCUGGCUGCCUUCAUGAUCCAGGAAGAGUUUGUGGACCAAGUCACUGGACUGUCUGACAAGAAGUUCCAGAGUCCAAACUCCUAUUCCCCUCCAUUUCGCUUCGGGACGGUUCCUAACGGCAGCACCGAGCGAAACAUCAGGAAGAACUAUCCAGAUAUGCAUCAGUACAUGACCAAAUACCAUCAGAGUGGCGUCCAGGAUGCGCUGGUCAGCCUCAAGACUGGAAAGCUGGAUGCUUUCAUUUACGACGCCGCAGUGCUGAACUACAUGGCGGGAAGAGACGAUGGCUGUAAGCUGGUCACCAUCGGCAGCGGUUACAUCUUUGCCACGACAGGUUAUGGUAUCGCCCUGCAGAAAGGAUCCUACUGGAAACGACUGGUUGAUCUGGCCAUACUGGGCAUCAUAGGAGAUGGUGAGAUGGAGGAGCUGGAGGCCCAGUGGCUGACUGGGAUCUGUCACAAUGAGAAGAACGAGGUGAUGUCCAGCCAGCUGGACGUGGACAACAUGGCAGGUGUCUUCUACAUGCUGGCCACAGCCAUGGGCCUGUCCAUCCUCACCUUCAUCUCUGAACACCUUUUCUACUGGAGGCUGAGAUACUGCUUCACUGGGGUCUGCACUGGGAGGCCGGGUCUGCUCUUCACUAUCAGCAGGGGUAUAUGGAGCUGUAUCCAUGGCGUUCAUAUAGACAUGAAGAAAAGGAAUCCUGAGCUCGACUUCAGUCCUCAAGCCAACAUGCUGCAUCUGCUCAAGUCUGCCAAGUCAAUGGCUUUGUCUUCUCCCAAACGCAACACUGUCCUCUUGCAGCCUAGCAUCCUAGAUGUCAUGACGGGGAAAGGUAACUCACUCCAUAGUCUGCCCCCGAAGGGUCCUGGUCUCUAUAGCAACGCCGCUGGUCCACAGGGUUUCCUGUCAUUGUCCGGGCGACACAAAAACCUCCUCAACAACGCUGCGCCAUUUCCCGUACAACAAAAAGCCCCCACUCUUCAGACCAGCCCCAACAAGCCCCAGCUGUCAAUCACCAACGACAACGGCAAGACCCGCCUCGCCGGGCCGGCCUGCGCUGCGUCAAAACCACGAGCCCUGUGGAAGAAAAGUGUGGAGACACUGAAGACCCAACCUACUGUUGUAUCUCCAGGCCCCGGCCCAAGCCCCUCCCCAACAGCUGGCCCGGGACCUCCACCAAUGAAGAGCCAGCGCUACCUGCCUGAAGAGCCGCCGCACUCUGACAUCUCAGAGUGCUCCAGCCGGCCGCCGUCACACAAAGAUUCUGAUUCCAUGGGGGCGAGGGGUGGAUUCAAGCCUAUCAAUCAGCUGAGGAAGAGGGGUGGGGGAGGAGGAGGUGGGGGCGGAGGAUCUAAGAUCUACUCCAUUGACUCUGACCAGGCCAGUCUACAGUCCGCUCCCCCCUACCAGCGAGACAGCCAGGGGGGAGGUGACGACCACGGUUACCCCCCUGACCUGUUUCCACCUGACAGCACAUACUCACACCAGGCAGACGCACCCAUUUUGCAGCUGAGCGCCAGCCUGCUGCACCACAGUCACAGCGCUGAGGCUGACCUGCACUCUCUGAAGGACAAGAAAUACAGCACGUACACACACAGCAGUGGGAAGGACAAGGCUGGAGGUUCAUUCGAUGCUCCAGGUGCAGGACAGGGGACACAGGCCGUCAGGCCCGGCCACUGUCGCUCCUGCCUGACCAAGCUGAGUGGUUACUCCGGCCUGUACACUGUCCGUUCGCCGCAGGCCCGCUGUGAUGCCUGCGCCCACCUGGGGAACCUGUACGACAUCAGCGAAGAUCACCUGCACUCACACUACUCCCACACGCACACGCACCCACACAGCGGGGACAUGUUUACACACUACCUUCCCCAGAGUGAGCUGGGCCUGGUGGGCGAAGGGGACGGGCUAGUCAGCCAUUUCGAGCCCUCCCCAUCCUCACCAUCUCCUCUGCCCACCUCCUCGUCGGCCCAGCACCUUCAGCUGAGUCGUCAGCACUCCUAUGAGAACGUGCUUCCAGACGGUAUUCCGGAGCGGCAGCCGCAGCAGCACACCCACCUGCGGGGGCUGAGCCUGCCUGACAGAGAUAGGGAACGGGAGCUGACCCUGGACGAGGGGGCCUAUGCUAAUGUUCUCACAAUGCGCUCUGAUCGUCCGUUCAGCAGCCGCAGCCCCCCCUCUCCGUCACCCUCCCAUCACCAUAGUCUGGACACCCCAAUGCCCCUCCCCCGGCGCUCAAAGAGUCUCUUCCCUGAUCGUCCCUCUCACAACCCUUUCCUCCAGUCAGCCCCUGGCACGACACAACGAGAUCCCGCCCCCCAGGCUGUCACACGCAUGCCACAGAGAAGUUCCGCCCACGAGCUCUAUAAGCAGCGAAUGCCGCUGUCGCUUACCCUAGGUAACCAUGGCAGCCAUCACAACAACCAGCAUGGCGGCCAUGUCGACCAACAGGUGUUCUACCCUCAACAGGAGCCCCCCAUGGUGGCCUACAUGGUCCCACCUGCUGCCUCUCAGCCAAUGAGCUAUGUGACAGCACCGCGAGCCUCGAGCGCAGGCGGCAACAGGCCCCGGCUCUACCGCCGCAUGCCCAGCAUCGAGUCUGACGUCUGAGAGUCACAUGCGAUACACUUACUCUCACUGAAACACACUAGCACACACGCAUGCAAGACAGAGGUGUGUGUGACCGGACCAGGCAGCUCUGAUUCUAAGCACAUAUACAGAAACACACACACAGACACGCACACAGGUGAAAGAUAGGGAAGUUCUGCUCUUGACUAAAAGGUUAAUGGUGAUGCUGAGUAAAUAAAUCAUUGUUUCUUUAUCACACCCUCUGUAGGGCAGGGUUGAGGCCACAGGGACACCUGGAGGCACAAUACAAGAUGAAAAGUGUGUGUGAGUGUCAGUGUGUGUACUAGCCUCAAGCUGUGGGCAACGAGGCACAAACUGACAAUAAGUCUGACAAGACAGAUCGAAAUCCUGGUGGAAUAAGAGGGACACUGUACACGGAGUCUAACUCCAACAGUGGGAUCAGAUGGAAGAUACAACAGUGUGUUUGGAAGACGAGCCGACUUGUCCUGCCCUCUCACCAGCCUCUUGGAAAUGAAGGGGACACAGACAACCCCUUUCUCUCUGAGAUUACACACAAACACAUAUUUCAACUAAACACACCCGACCCUCUCCAGGACUCUCCUGUUGCACUAUGAUUUCUGCAGUCAACCCGUAUGUUGUCUGAGCCUCCAAACUGCACUGCCAGCAUGGCUUAAAGAGUAGUAAACUACACUAGAGUAAUCCUUGACUUGAAUGAAAAUUACUAUAUUUGUAAUAGACUAGACUGGGACGGCGGGCAGCCGGUCAGGACAAAGGUCUGAGAAGUGAAUCAGCUCCUGCCCGCAGAUGUACAAACACUCGACCACACACACACACACUGUGUCUGUUUUUGAGGGAGGAAGUAAAAACUACCGACUGUUUGUUAUUGUUGAUGUCACCUAAUUGAACAUUCCAAAAAAUGGACCAAACAUGGCCGCCAGUAAAAGCCUAUCAGGAUGACGGUGUGUGUUCUAGUGUUUCUAGAUCUACAGAAAUACAGUAUAGCAUCCUUGCUUCCUCUCUUAGCUAGCCUUCAGGUCAUACUGCAUGCUUCCUACUGCCCUGUGUUACAGUUAAACUCCUAUACAGGGUCAUAUAUGCACACAGGCACACACAUAUAUGCACACACACAUAUAUGCGCACACACACACACACAUGCACAUACGCAGUAGUCUAGGAUAGUAGUUUAGGGUGGGUGUGUGUGUCGGAGCUAUGAGAUAGCUUCUCUUUGUGCACUUUGUAGAUUUUAUACCCUGCCACCUAACACAGACGUUUGACCAAAAACACUUUUAUACUGAAAAUGAAUAUGAAUAUUCUCGAUCAUUCGCUGGAUAGAUGUUUUCUUUUCUCUUUUUUCUCUUUGACAUUGGGUUUUAGGGCACUGUUAAGGGCACAGUUCUGUCAUUUUCCAUUGUGAGGUCAGAAGUUUUACAGUGUUAGAUAAUGGGUACAGCAUCAUACAGUAUACAAACACCAACUCUUAAUCUUUCUCUUCUUUUUAUAACUUUUACUGAGCUCAUCUCUCUAUCUAGCCUUUCCCUCUCCCGUCAUCAGCUCUUUUUUUAUUCUCUUAAUGAAAUCCUUUGUCUUUUUGCUUCUUCCCUGCUUCCUUCUAUUGAGUAGAUUGAGUAUCGGCAGAAUAAAGUUCAGUCGUGGUGUUUAAAAUUCAACAUAUUCUUCAAAUCACUGAAUAUCAGUAGUCGUAAAAACUCAUCAAAUUCAACACCGGCUCUCUUAGGAUACAGUACUUUUUUCUAAUAACUUUCUAUGUUGAACAAAAGAACUUGAGGCCCAUUUUAAUGUUUCCGUAGUGAAUUUAGAGGCUGAGUGCAUCACUGUUGCAGAUUUACUCAGCAAAUUAAUACUCCUGGACGAGCUGGUACAUGUGUGGCUCUCUGUUGGCGAGAACACGGAGCUGUGUUUCAGCAGAGAGUCACGUGGCAAAGCAGAGAGUUUGCAAAGUGAC